UUUAAGAGCCGUAUUAGACCCGGAAAGAACUUUGAAAAGUGCUUUUUAGGGUUUAAGAUUUUUAGAGUGAAAAGAUGAUGACAAGAGAGUCAUGUCAUACCUUGCUCCCUUCACAAUUGAAAAGUGUGCGUGUAGGUUGUGGAGAGUGUUAAAAUCCCACUUACCCUUUGACUGGAAAUGAGUCGAGCUUAUCUAUCUCCCCCACUCUCCCCACUACUUGAACCUCUUUACCUACAAACAAAUUUACCUCAAGUAGUUAUAUAUUAUUCUUGACAAAUUGCUCUCUUUGUUUCAAAAAAAAAUGUCGUUAAAUAUCAUUGAAUAGUCUCUCCUAAUACCAAUUGCACCGCCACCCUUCAUUACGGAGGUCGAACAUCCACCAUGGCUCUAACCCUUAAAGCAGGGCCUUUGAUCAUGCUAUCUUUAGGGAUAUUAACAUCAAGAACUAGACCUAUAGCUUCCCCCACAAUCUGCCCAUAGUUUCAGUCAUAAGCCCCAUCCUUAAACCCAGGAAUUGAAUUCAAAAACGACGUCUUAAGAAAUCCAAUUCACUAACAGCGAUUUUUCCGUUACAUUCAACCAAGACAAUUAGACUCUUAUUAUUGAAUGCCCAUGGCGCUUCCACCAGAACCGAAUCUCACUUCCAUCCAUGAACACAAAGUAUUAUCUCCAAAAGGACGAACCUGCAACCCGACCCAACCCAACAAGAAAGCACCUUCCCCACCUGGCAGUGACACCCACCAAUCCUGUCCCCUUUUCCGCCAAGCUUGGCACCUUAAUAAUCCCCUUCUCUGUCAACGUGAACUUAACCCACAACUCGGCAAUCUCCUAGGCCAUGAUAGUCUCACCCAAACCACCACACCAGAACCUCGCUCGCAUCCUAACACCACCACUUAUGAGACAACACUUGCCCCUCCUCCGAUUAAGGGACCCCAGAGAAGGUCGCAAUCAGAAACCAACAAGAGAAUCGACCUUGCCUACCUUCCCUCGCCUGCCCUGCUAUCCAAAAACUUCUCAGCCUCCACCCUCCACAAGCAAACCAGGGAAGAAGGAAGAAGAAAACCCGAAGCAACCCUCACGUUUAGAACCAGGAAGAGAUGGAUAGCUAUGCAGCCAAAUAAACCCCCAGAGGAGUGAAAAGGGAUAAAAUCCAAACAUCUUUAUCCUUAAUCCUUAGUUAUUUAUAGGAAAAUCCUUCUUUUUAGGCCUCGAGCUUUUCAUUUUCCCUCUACCAAGCCAUCAAACUAAUAAACCUUUAAACUACCU
Molecule: messenger RNA, 1266 nt
Organism: Rubroshorea leprosula
Lineage: Eukaryota; Viridiplantae; Streptophyta; Magnoliopsida; Malvales; Dipterocarpaceae
Source: the annotation of a GenBank genome assembly